ACUAAGAUCCAGUAAAGUUUUAAUCAUUUUUAAAAUCAAGAAUAAAGAUUCAGUAAAGUUUUAAUCAUGUCUCGAAAAUGUAAUAAUCGAUAAACUUUUCCCAUACAAAAAUAUUUAUGUAUCUUGUCCUCACUGGAAGCAUCUUAUGACUCCAAAAAUAAUCUUGAUAUUGAGUUUGAAGCGAGUUAUCAGUCUUAAUAACCAACUAAUUCAACAGUAAAUAGAAAUUUCAAAAGGGUUUAAAGCAUUUGUAUUGAAGACACAAACUGACUUAAAGAAUUGGAGCCCAGAAGACUUUAGAAUUUAAAACUUUUUAAAUACUCGUAGAAUAGAAGACUUUAAUUGUUAAACAGCUGUUUAAUAGAUAGCAUUUCCUAAUUAUACAGUUUUGAAAGAAAAAUGCUCAAAGUUACUGGGUGCUUCUGUUUUGAUCUUGAAACUGGUGCAAAAAUUAUAGGAUGGCUUGGCCUUUUCAGAAGUGCUUUUCUUCCACCUACCACUUUUUUUGCAGUAUUAGAAAUCCAAAAAUGCUUGAAAAAUCCUCAACCAUCAAUCACUUCAUUAGGAGAGCAUAAAUCAUGCAUACUAGUUAAUAAUUUCGAUUUAUUGGGAGUCUCCCCGAUAUAUUCUAUACCAAUAUUGAUAAGUAUUGCGCUUUAUAUAUUACUUCUUGUAGGAAUCAAUAAUCGGAAUCAAAAUUACAUCAUUCCUGUUAUCUUCAAGAUUUUCAUUGGAAUUGCCUUUGAAGGAAUAAUUUUACUCUUCGCGAUUUCUAUCCUUUCAUUAUCUGAUCCUGAUGUCUUUCAAAUAUUCAUUGCUGUAGUUAUAGAAUGUCUUCUUUCAUUGUAUUUUGCUGCCGUCCUUGCUGAAUUAUAUAAAAAAAUUAAGUUGGAUGAACCUCCUUCGUAUAAUGUUAGCUACUCUUAUGUUAAUGUUUAAAAGAUCAUAUUUUUGUGAUUUUCUUAGAACAUUCAAUUUUUUUUUGUUUAAUAAUUAAGUCCGAAUGUGCUAUUUGUUAAGAUUGCAAAAGCAUUAUUCAAUUCUAAUUCCGC
This is a messenger RNA of Chironomus riparius, 1052 nucleotides long. Lineage: Eukaryota; Metazoa; Arthropoda; Insecta; Diptera; Chironomidae. The record is from the annotation of a GenBank genome assembly.